This is a messenger RNA of Sinocyclocheilus anshuiensis, 3237 nucleotides long. Its product is annotated as AT-rich interactive domain-containing protein 3A-like. Gene Ontology annotation, cellular component: nucleus. Gene Ontology annotation, molecular function: DNA binding. The transcript is spliced from 9 exons. The record is from RefSeq and is a predicted model, not a curated record. Gene Ontology annotation, biological process: regulation of transcription by RNA polymerase II. Lineage: Eukaryota; Metazoa; Chordata; Actinopteri; Cypriniformes; Cyprinidae. Bases 228 to 2027 code for a protein of 599 amino acids.
CUGAUCUGAUCUCUAGUCCUCGGAGGUCAUUCUCGCUACAGUUACAGCCACUUGUUGCCAAGUCGCUGAGAGAGCGCGAGCGCGUCGCGAAACCGUUUUCAUAAAAAGCUGUUUCUUUGCUUUCACGACGCACAUCUAGAUGUUAAGACGGGAAUAUAACUACUUCUGACUUUGUUGGGGGAAAAAGGUCACUUUUGAGCAAAUUCUUCGCAUUUGACGGGAGAAGCAUGGUUGACAACACAAGCAUAGCAACUAAAUCUGCACUGCAAGCCGCUUUCUCGUCGGCGAGCACUCUUCCUCUGCUGGUCAGCUCCUCCGGCGCUCACAGUAACUCGAGCGGCGGCAGCGGGAUGAAGCUGGAGGCGGUCAUGGAGAACCUGCAGCGACAGCAGGCGGCUCGACUCGCUCUGGAGGAGAAACUCCGCCAAGCCGAGAAGGAAAAAGACAUCAGGUCUGUGGUGGAGUCGCAAAUUCAACAGCAAGCUAUCGCUUUCCGCCACUAUCAAGCAGCGGUGAGGGGAGCGUUCGAAUCGGGAGCCCCGAACUCGAGCUCCGGCCACCCACACGAGCGCACAGCCGACUCCGACAUCGACGAUGAGGAUGACGACCCAGACCUGGACCGCGGCAUGGACGAUGAAGACCGCGACUUGGAGGAAGAUGACAGUAUGAACGAGACUGGAGGGGAUGAAGAUUUGGAAGGACCCCUAGCUCAUUACCCACCGCGCCUAGCUGUUUAUCCCGGUGCCGGGCAGUCUCCAAAAAGUACCCCGAUACAUCUGUCCAGAGUCCAGCCAACCUAUCCAGCUCCAAGGCAGGCUGAAUCACCGAGUGGUUUGGCACCACAAGCACAAUCGCAGCACCACGAAUGGACUUAUGAGGAGCAGUUCAAACAGUCAGGCCAAGGCAGCGGGCCAGGGAGGAAGCUGAAAGAUUCAAGUGUUGCUUUCGGUGGCGGUGGCUCUUCGUCUCUGAUUCAGGAGCUGUACGAACUGGACGAUGAUGAGAAAAGAAAGGAGUUUCUCGAUGAUCUCUUCAGUUUCAUGCAAAAAAGAGGGACUCCAGUGAAUCGGAUUCCUAUCAUGGCCAAGCAGGUGUUGGAUCUGUACACUCUCUACAAGCUUGUCACCGAAAAAGGCGGCUUAGUGGAAGUCAUCAAUAAGAAAAUAUGGCGCGAGAUUACCAAAGGCCUGAACCUCCCUACCUCCAUCACCAGUGCGGCUUUCACCCUCCGAACACAGUAUAUGAAGUACCUCUAUCCUUAUGAAUGUGAAAAGCGGGGACUGAGCUCUCCCGGGGAGCUUCAGGCAGCUAUCGACAGCAACCGUCGCGAAGGCCGGAGACAGAGUUAUGGCUCCACCCUCUUUAACUACUCCCCCGUGGGCACCCCCACCCUGCUGGCUUCCCCAAAACUCCAGAUGCCCCACAUCAGCAUGCCCACUCCCAACGGCGGGCACAUGACCUCUGUUAUCAAGAAAGAGGACUCCCUGCUGUCCAGCUGCCUGACUAACAGGAUGGGCAUCCCUGUGUCUUUGGCCAGCCACCACAGUGCAGCUCAGGCGGCUGCGGCUCAGGCUGCAGCUGCAGCAGCUGUGCAGGCGGCCGCAUUGGAGCAGCUGCGGGAGAAGCUAGAGUCUGGAGAGCCACCGGAGAAGAAAGUGAUGCUCAUGGCAGAGGAGCAGCAGAGGAUAAUGCAACAUGCAUUACAGCAGAAUCUCUUCGCCAUGGCAACCCAGCUACCCAUGAACAUCAAACUGAACAAUAGAGAUGAUAGACAAGAGACUGCAUUGAACCUGUCUACCAACGGCAUUAGCAGCAUCAACAUGUCAAUAGAAAUAAAUGGGGUUGUCUACACAGGGGUCCUGUUUGCCCGUAAGCCAGCCAUAGGUUUCAUGCCAGGCAGCCAGCGAGUCCAUCACCAACACAGCUCCCAGGGAAAGAGCAGCAGCACAGGGCUCAGCACCCAGAUGCAGUCGUCCUCCUCUUCCUCCUCCACCGCCUCCUCACACGGACCAGCCACCUCCCCUUGAGCCCACAACACCUCACUCAACUCUCCCCCGACGUCAGACAAGGCAGGGUCUUUAGGUCAUUCUGCUGGACCAGUUUUUUUCUGUCUCCUUCAAUGUACAAUGCACACUUUCUACUGUUUUUCUAACCCUCCCACUGCAAUCAGGACAGGAGCGUCCAUCACCGAAAAAACUUCCAUUAAAACAAAAGGCUGAGCACCGACAGCUGAUAGCUGCACAUUUGAGAUGUGGUACAUUUACAAAUGCAGUAAGUUGCAGCUUGUGAUUUUGUUCUUCUGAGGAUGCGUUAUUCAGCGACUAAAACGUACUGCGUGACAAUGCCAUGAACACAAGGAGCGGUGUGACGCUCGAGAGGACGGGAUGUUUCUCAGAUUCUUCACUUUCCUACACUGAUCCUGAAGUUUUGGCAUCUUCAUCUUUACCUGUUGCAUUCUUGAAUCAAACAGCAAGAGCUACUAUCAGCUAUUAGUACCAAAGAGAAAAAGCGCGGCAUAUUAGCGGUUUAUUUGAUAGCGUUACAACUCAUGCAGAUUUUUAUCGCCACCAUCACACAUAUCCGAUGCCAUUGCAAAUGAUCAGAAAGUUACCAAAAUGAGUUAUCAAGCUGAUAUUUUAAUAUCUUGAUUUUAAGCAAAGCACAUCCCAUUUAACUUGGGCAUCAAACAGUCAGGGAGAAAAAGUUAUUUACUGUAUUACUGCUUAAAUAUAUGUUUGUAAAGAAAAUAUAUUAUAGCCAUCAGAGCAGUCAUCUACACAAUCUUUAAAAGACCGGGAGAAUCAUAAAUGCGAGAUCGGUCACGUAUAGCUUGAUAUGGAGGAAAGCAGACAGGAUUAUGUGUACUAUAUUCUCUCAUGCCUGGAAAUAUAUUCCAUUGAUUAGUGAGUUAUUUGGGGAACACUUGUCGACAGUGUUUAAUGAUUUUCCACCACCUCAGCUCAGCCCAUGUUUUAUAGCAAAGUGUUCAUUAAAUGGUUUAGUAGACGGAAAAACAGGUCACACUGCUUAAUACAGGUUUCAGAAGUCGAGGGUCAAAUGAUAUUGUGACGUGUGACUGUGAGCUGGACGUUGAUCAUAAAAAAAAUGGUUGAGGUCUUCAACCAGAAAAGAGAGGCUCUUUAGAAGAAGAUUAUGUGCUGUGAUCGCGCUGAAUAUGGCUCAUCUUAGGCAUCAGUUCAUGUUGUGAAUAGAAUCCAGCUUUCAUUACGUUUUCAA